Messenger RNA from Esox lucius (northern pike), 2959 nucleotides. RefSeq names its product heparan sulfate glucosamine 3-O-sulfotransferase 5. The record is from RefSeq and is a predicted model, not a curated record. NCBI's taxonomy places the organism in Eukaryota, Metazoa, Chordata, Actinopteri, Esociformes, Esocidae. The coding region runs from base 742 to 1782 and encodes 346 amino acids. Gene Ontology annotation, molecular function: [heparan sulfate]-glucosamine 3-sulfotransferase activity. The transcript is spliced from 3 exons.
UAUUAAUUUGAUUGACAUUUAGACAAAAUCAUGAGCAAAUAGUUGACUUACAACAUUGGUUUUAACAUUACUUCUCGUCUAGUUGUGUUCCUUAUCUUUUGCGCAUCCCCCGCUCUCCUCCACCGAACACGCCCAAACUCUCAAUAUCAGCCGUCCAUCACUAGUGUUUUGCUACUGGUGGAUUGCUGUGCUGGGCGCUCCGACUGUAUUUGGAACUCAAAAGCUUCAGCAAGCAUAUUCCUACAGCAGUGUUUUUUCACGGUUCCCUAAAAGCAGAGAGAAGCAGACAGGAUGCAUUUUCCCAUCUAAGAUUUGCACGGGACAGCUCUGAGACUCACCAGCACCUUUUCCUGUAUCGCAGAGGUCCACGUGAUGUGACAGCCUUAUAUAGAUGAAACUACACCUGUCUUCUUGGCGCCAACACUUUUCUCAAUUCGCGCGCGUCCCGUGUGGAAUGGAACCAUCUGAAUGAUUGUUUAGAAUAGUUUGAGACAACAACAUUACCUACCAGAAUAUUUUCUUCACGACUCAGUUUGGGGCAUCUCUUGCGGCAGUGUGUGUUGGUGCUUGAGACGUGAAGCACCUGCUCUAGUCUGCCGGAGGGAGAUUAUUUGGGGACGCUUUUAGAACGCUACGGCAUCUGGUCGGUUCCUGUGCAUUUCAAUGCUUGAGAGGAUAGCCGUGUCCUGUGGAGGAUGCCGAACAGGCUGAAGACGCAGUCCUGAAGAUUGAUGGAGUGCCAUGCUAUUCAAACAGCAGGCGUUGCUGAGACAGAAGCUCUUUGUGCUGGGCAGCCUUGCAAUCGGGAGUCUCCUCUAUCUAGUGGCCAGGGUUGGGAGCUUGAAUAGGCUGCAGCCUAUUUGCCCCAUAGAGAGCAGACUGGGCCCCCCUCACCUGCCGGAGCAGAUCCCCCUCCGGACCCUGCAGUACAAGCGCGGUCUGCUCCACGAGCUUCGCAAGGGCAAUGCCACCAAAGAGCAGAUCCGCCUGCACAACCUGGUGCAGCAGCUGCCCCGGGCCAUCAUCAUCGGGGUGCGCAAGGGGGGCACGCGCGCCCUGCUGGAAAUGCUCAAUCUGCACCCGGCGGUGGUCAAGGCUUCGCAGGAGAUCCACUUCUUUGACAACGACCAGAACUACGCCAGGGGCAUCGACUGGUACAGGGAGAAGAUGCCGUUCUCCUUCCCGCACCAGAUCACCAUUGAGAAGAGCCCGGCCUACUUCAUCACAGAGGAGGUCCCCGAACGCAUCUUCAAGAUGAACUCUUCCAUCAAGCUGCUGAUCAUCGUGCGCGAGCCCACCACCAGAGCUGUGUCGGACUACACACAGGUGCUGGAGGGCAAGGAACGUAAGAACAAGACCUACCACAAGUUUGAGAAGUUGGCCAUUGACGGCAACACGUGCGAGGUGAACACCAAGUAUAAGGCAGUACGGACCAGCAUUUACACCAAGCACUUAGAGCGCUGGCUGAAGUAUUUCCCUGUGGAGCAGUUCCACAUUGUGGACGGGGACCGGCUGAUUACGGACCCACUACCGGAACUGCAGCUGGUUGAGCGCUUCCUGAAACUUCCCUCCAGGAUCAGCCAGUAUAACCUGUACUUCAAUGCCACCAGGGGAUUCUACUGCCUGCGAUUUAACAUUGUCUUUAACAAGUGCCUGGCAGGCAGCAAGGGACGCAUUCACCCCGAGGUGGACCCCUCUGUGGUAGCCAAACUGAGGAGCUUCUUCCACCCGUUCAAUCAGAAGUUUUAUCAAAUCACUGGCAGGACAUUCAACUGGCCCUGACAAACGAAGAGAAGAUGCAGUCCUGUGAAAGUGUGUUAACUGAAGUUGUUCUGUUGCCCAUUUUCAAGAUGUCAAUAUUUAAAAGAUAUUAAAAGCACUUUGAUUUAAUUGAAUACAUAUGAGAACUACAAUGUGACCAAAUAUGUAAUGGAAUCAAUGUUUCUUUGUUUGUGAAUAUGUGAGAUGGGCAGGGGAAAGAUUAUAUGUGAGUUCUGUGAUUUGUUUUCUCCAGAACCUCCUGCGUGAACCUCCAUUUCAACCUCACAGCCAAUCGUGAAUGAAGGGUGUACUCCAACGUGAGAGACAUGAUAUCAUUUUAAAUUAACAUUUUAAGAGACCUUUCUUUCAACGACACGUACAUUUUGCAAAUCUAAAGGCUAUAUCAAGCUAUAUAUGUGAACAUUUUUCAUAUUAAAGCAACAUGCAGUUGCUAGUGAGAGUCCACACAUGUCUUGCAGUGUUCACAGUUUGCUGUCCAAAAAUUCAAUCUCCAAAGGGAACGUACUUUAAAAAAAAGAUUGAUAGAAUUAAUACAAUUAAUAAAUCAUUACAUUUUAAGGCAGUGAAAGGCAACCAAAUAUGAUAGCUGUAAGUGGUGUUAUGAAUUUCACUAGCUACAGUAUGUUUCACUUUUGAAUGCAAGUCAUUCAGUUGUUUCCCUUACUUAGUUUUCAUUUUAUUCUGCAUGUUCAAUGAACAUACCGUUGACAAAGCACUGGCUCUUUAAUGUAGGUGUGUUUAAUUGAUUUCAAUUCAUUCCUAAAAAAUAUUGCUACUUUUAUUGUGUUGUUUUUGUUCUGUUUUCUAACCAUGAAGUGCUUGUAUCUGUAAUAUAACCAAGAUGUCUUUACAUUGGUGAUUCUCAAGAGGGAACGGUGACCGGGCAUUUCUAACAAACUUCUGACUCAGAUGAUGUCCUUAUACUUCAAGCAUUUAAAUGUUGCAAUGGGAUUUGAGUGGUGACUCUGUUCAACUUUUUUUUCAAGUAUUGACAUUGUUUAUCAUUCUCCUUGGCCAAAAGCCAUAGUAAAAAAAGUUUGUUAGUUACUGUCAAAUCAUCUAAUGCUUAUUCUACUACAAUUAACAGAUGUGUCUUAUGUGCAAAUAGCCACUGUGUAUCAUAAGUGUGUCGUUCUGUAACAAAAUAAGGAUUUAAUUAAAAGACCAUUCAAACGUG